UCUAUGGUCAAUUAUCGGCUGUUGUCGGGUCGGCUUACGGGUUUUCGGUUUAUCGUCGGCUUUUGAUUUGGUUUUAGUGACUCGUCUAAUUGGAUUAUUUGUUUUUAUUUAAAACUAUAUUUUAUAUUUAAAAUCAGAUGUAUUAGUGAAUAUCGUAAAAUAUAAGCAAGCAUAAGUGGUUUCAGGAUUUUUAAGUAAAGCGUAGAAGGCAGUUGAGGCAAUGGAGCUACAAGCAUUGCUGGUGCUCUGUGGCCUCGGAGUAGUUGGGGUUGCUGUUAUCUUGCUGAUGGGCCUGUUUUCUGCAUCCGGGACAACAUACGAAGAAGCAAUUGCACAACAAAGAAAGGCAACUACUGAACUUCUUGCCCUAGCUGAGAAUAAGGGAAAAGCUAAGAAAACUAGCAAGAAAGCAAAUAAGAAGUUGGCAAAGAAGGAGAGGAAGGAGAGUGCUGCAGCGGCGACAGGCAGUGAACCGGAAAGUGAGGCGCCGGCUGAGAGUGGAGCUGAUGAAGAGACACCUGCUCCCAAGCCUCAUGUAGAAUUCAGCCCUCCUGUUGUUGUGGACGUGCCUACCGAUACUCCUCCCAAUAUUAAGAUCCGCAAACGCGGUAAGGAUCCUAAAGUAAAGCCGAUACUUGUUAACAAAGAGGAUCCGAGCUGCGUUAGCGAUCCGGGCUCCGUGCCCUUCCCCGGCAGUGCCGUCUCCAACCACUUUGAAGAGAUGCACCCCAAGGACGAGUUCGAAUUGUUGCACUCGUCGUUCCUUGAAAAAGCAUUAGAGAAGAAAGAAGAUGCCGGAGAAAAGAAAGACAAGGCUUCAAAGCCAACCAAGAAUACGAAAGCUUCGUCCAAACCGGCCGCCAAUCCGGAGUCUGUUAAAGAUGAAGCUGUACCAGAACGACAGAACACUGCCGAAGGACCUAAAGAACAGAGAAAAGUUAAGAAAGUAGAGAAGAAGAACGUGGUAGAGGAAGUGUCGGUGGCGGAGGAAGUGGUGCCGCCACUGAACGCGCCGCAGCCGAGCGAACUGACGACUGACAAGCUCCUGAAGCAAGCGCUAGCCCCCGUCGCCACCGCCCCCGCCGUCGCCCCCGCGCCCUCCCCACCCGCCGGCAAGGGCAAGAAGAAGAAACCCGAACCCAAUGUGCUCUCACUCAUGGCGGGUGACAGCGGCGGCGUGGCGGUGAGCGAGCUGGUGCGCGUGGUGCGCGAGGCAGCGUUGUCGCGCAACGAGAUACAGAUACUGACAGACGCGUUGCUCAACAAGCACCACGACCCCCUGCCGGAGCACUCAGAGUGGACUGAGGGUCCCAAUGACCCAAUGCAGAAGCUGAAGAAGCAGCUGGCGGAGAAAGAGAAGGCGCUGGCUGACGAGGUGGAGGCGUCGCAAGCCCUUCAUGCUAAGCUGAAGGAAUUGCGCGCGACGCUGAAUUCUGAGAGAGGUCGGUACACGGCGGCUGCGCGCGCGGCGGAGCAGACGGCGAUAGCGUCGCGAGCUGAGCUGCACACACUCCAGACGCGACUGCAGCGUGUACUCGACGAUAACCACACUCUAUCACAGGAAAAAAUACACCUUCAGUCUAAAUUGGCUGCCGAAGGAGAAGCCCAAGCUCAACGGGUUCAGAUGGAAAUGCAUAUCCAGAGAUUGUCGGAAUCCGAGGCGGGUCUGGUGCAGCAGCUGACGGCGCAGCAGGCGGAACUGAACACACUGGCGCGCGAUGCGGCCGCAGGAGCUGCAGCGCGCGAUGCCCUGAUUCUCGCGCAGCGGCACGCAGACGAGCUCGGACAGCAGCUACAGGAGGCUAAUCACGCGUACGCGGAGCUGGAACAGCAGCGGCAGCGUGCGGUUCAAGCGGAGAAGGCGGCCCAGCAGGAGCUGCGCGACGCACAGGACAGGCUGGCCGAAGUAAGUGACCUACAAAACGAAGUUGAACGACUGACCAGUCGCGCUCAAACCGCAGAAGGCAACGUGGAAAACCUUAAAGCCGACAUCGAGAAAGCUAAAGAGGAUGCGGAGCAAGCUAAGGUCAGCGUAGAGAAAGCUAAAGAAGAUGCGGAUACGUACAAGAAAGAAGCAGAAAGAGCUAAGGAAGAAGCCAAGAACGUUACAGAAGAAGCAAAUAAACUGCGAGAGGAAAUGGAGAAAUUAAAACAACAAAUUGAAAUUGUUAGACAGGAAUCGGAGAAACAGAAAUCACAAUUAUCGAACGAAGUGGCGUCUCUGAAGGAACAGUUGUCAUUGCGAGAGUCUGAGCUGGCCGAGGUGAAGCAGAUGACGGCCGCGCCCCCUCACCCCGCACACAACGGACUGCCCAACUCUAAUGAUGACCAGAAAGUAAGUGCAAGUGAACUGGCGAAGGUGGAAAGCGUAGUUGAAGCCCUGAAAGAAGAAUUAACAUCAGCACUGAGUGGCAGCAAGGAGCUGAAAGAGCAGGUCGCCACGCUCCGGGAACAACUGCAGCAGUACCAACAGAAGAAUAACGAGUUGCGAACUAAAAACUGGAAGGUAAUGGAGGCGUUACAAUCCGCCGAAAAGGCCCUCCAGGCGAAAUGCGCCCGCGCGAUGCCGGCCCAAGACACGCUCUCUGAGGCGAUAGUCAAGGCACAAGAGUCACAAUACAAUGAAGUGGCCAGCAUAUUGCGUUCAGCUGUACCCAACAUUGCCCCGGGCUCCGGCACCGGUCAUGACUGGCUGCAGGCCUUCGCCAACAACUUGAAGAACGAAUUCCAGAAGAUUGAGUCGCAGAAGAAGGAACUGGAGAAGAAACAGCGCGAGUUGGAGAAGACAGAAGUACAGGCGCCCGCCGUUGACUCCCGGCUGACAGAAGUGAUCGCACAGACCGAACAGCUACAGACUCUUUUGCAUAAAUAUAAGCAAGUUAUUGCUGAUACGGAGUCUGCGCUAAGUCACCUGCAACAGAACGUGUCUGUGGAGGAGCAGCGGUGGCAGAACCAGCUGGCGGAAAAACAGCGCGAGGUUGAUGCGCUGCAGCAGAGAAUAGCCGCACAGGAAGAAAUGGCGUUUGCAUACUCCUGCAUAGAGAAAUCCUUGCCUACCAUCAUGCAAGAGAUGCAGAAGAAAGCAGACAAAGCAGAUGUUAUAUUAAGCCAGGCACAGAAACCAAACCACAGUCACAGUUUUGCUGACACCGAAAGACUAACAGAGGAAAGAUUGAUGGGCAGCUUAUCAGAAAAACUUGAUUCACGUAAUGGUCCCCUACAGGUGAAUAUGAAUGUUUAA
Papilio xuthus (Asian swallowtail) is the source of this 3241-nucleotide messenger RNA. Its product is annotated as ribosome-binding protein 1. Gene Ontology annotation, cellular component: endoplasmic reticulum membrane. The coding region runs from base 221 to 3241 and encodes 1006 amino acids. The transcript is spliced from 21 exons. NCBI's taxonomy places the organism in Eukaryota, Metazoa, Arthropoda, Insecta, Lepidoptera, Papilionidae. The record is from RefSeq and is a predicted model, not a curated record.